This is a messenger RNA of Sphaeroforma arctica JP610, 793 nucleotides long. Its product is annotated as 60S ribosomal protein L23a. The record is from RefSeq and is a predicted model, not a curated record. The transcript is spliced from 4 exons. Gene Ontology annotation, molecular function: rRNA binding; structural constituent of ribosome. Gene Ontology annotation, cellular component: ribosome; cytosolic large ribosomal subunit. Bases 90 to 521 code for a protein of 143 amino acids. Lineage: Eukaryota; Ichthyosporea; Ichthyophonida. Gene Ontology annotation, biological process: ribosomal large subunit assembly; translation.
GAAUAUUCGAAGAAUAAUCAGACACAUAUACGAAACACGCGGCAAUAUAGAGGUUCUUUUUCCCAUACCUUUCACUGUCCGAAGAAAUAAUGGCUGGAGUUAAGGGUCAGGCUAACGCCGCUAAGAAGGCUUCCGUCAAGGGAACCCAGAGCAAGGCUCUUCGUCAGGUUCGUCACACAGUGACCUUCCACCGAACGAAGACUCUAAACCAGGCUCGUGCUCCCAGAUUCCCCCGUAAAUCUGCGCCCCGUCGCGAGCGUCUGGACAAGUUCUCCGUGAUCAAGUGUCCCCUGAACACCGAGUCUGCUAUGAAGAAGAUCGAGGAGAACAACACCCUGGUAUUCCUAGUAAACAAGCUGGCCAACAAGCACCAGAUCAAGCUUGCCGUUAAGGAGAUGUACGACAUUGAUUCCGCGCGCAUUAAUACAUUAAUCCGUCCCGAUGGACAGAAGAAGGCGUAUGUCAAGCUUUCACAGGACUCAGAUGCACUUGAGCUAGCAAACAAGAUCGGUAUCAUCUAAAUGCACCGUGAAAUUGUUUGCAUCAAUGGCUCGAGGUCUCGUUGGAGUGUUGCUGACAAAUGCCAACAACCGGAUAUAGAUGUUCGAACAGCAGUGUCGCAAUAAACUUCACGUACAGGUGUUCCCUUCGAGUGUAUGUAUCACUUGUAUGAUAUGCUCAGGCAUUUUCCAUUCAUAUAUCUGUGUAUAAUACACUAUGUUGAAUGCAAGUAUGCCAGUAGUAUUGUGGCCCUUUUUCUGAACAGAAGCCACAUUAGUAAAAGUAUGUCGUA